Messenger RNA from Poecile atricapillus (Black-capped chickadee), 1203 nucleotides. RefSeq names its product basic proline-rich protein-like. NCBI's taxonomy places the organism in Eukaryota, Metazoa, Chordata, Aves, Passeriformes, Paridae. The record is from RefSeq and is a predicted model, not a curated record. The transcript is spliced from 2 exons. Bases 1 to 1197 code for a protein of 398 amino acids.
AUGGUCCGCACCGCCGGCCGCGCCGCCCCAUGCACCGCCGCGCUGCGCUCCGGGGGCCGCGCCGGGGCUCCCCUCCCGCGGGCGGCGCGCAGCGGUGCGGGGGCCGCGCCGGCCCAGCCGCGCAGGGAGGCGCCGCCGCCGGGCAGCCUCACAUGCCGGCCCCGCGGCGGGGGCGGGCCGGGGCGGUGCGGGAGGGCGGCGGCGAGCCCGCGGUCAGCGCUGGGCGCGGAGCCCCGGCCGCUCCGCCCGCUCACGCCUCCAUUUCCUGCUCCGCCGGCGGCCGCACCGCGAGUCCCGCGGCGGCACCGCCCCCGGAGCGGCCACGCCCCCGGCCACGCCCCGGACACACCCACACCGGUCACUCCCCAGACACACCCACACCCGGCCACGCCCCCCCCCGACACACCCAUACCCGGCCACGCCCCGGACACACCCACGGGCGCGCUCCCCGCCCCGGGCGGGUCCCGCAGGCCGCACGCCCCCGAGCGCCCCGGGGCGGCGGGGCCGGGCAGGGAUCGGCCGGGGGGCUCGGGGGCCUCGGAGCACCGGGUCAGGGCCGGGAACAGCCGCCAGAAGCGCUGCCCUGCUCGGUCCCUCCGAGGGGAAGUGCCAAGGGCACAGCGCGGGUGUCAGGGAGCGGAGCGGGGCUGCUCGGUGCCCUGGAGCACACGGCCGCGGCGAGCCGGUGCUGGCAUCGCACGGACGGGCGGCCCUGGGCUCGGAGGUGGCCCGGAGGUGGCCCUGGGCUCGGAGGUGGCCCUGGCCCGGGUGCAGUGCCCUCGGGUGGCCCGGCCCAGCCGUGGUGGGCUCCCCGCAGGGGCUGGCGGGGAGCCAGGAGCCAUCGGAGCAGCCCAUGGCAGUGCCAGGGGUGACUCGCUGUGGGCUCCAGGGGGAAAGCUCGUGGCAGCUGGAACGUGGACACACUCCGGAGCGUGGGGAAGCCGGGUUCCAGAAGUAGUUGGGGAGGCAGAGACAGGCGGCGGUACGGCCACAUGCCGCAGGGAGGGUGACGGUGCCCACCCCGCGGGCUCUGGCACAGCUGCCCUGCAGUGUGGGACCGGCAGUGAGGACGUGCCCUCCGCAGCUUCUCUCCCCACAUCUCAGUCAUUUCGGCUGGAGCGGCCAGCCCGUGACACGAUGUCCCGAGAGGAGCUGGUGGCACGCCGUGGGGAGGGUGGCGUGCCCAGCCUGGCGUGAGGGCAG